Messenger RNA from Arachis ipaensis, 2750 nucleotides. Its product is annotated as SPX domain-containing membrane protein At4g22990. Gene Ontology annotation, molecular function: transmembrane transporter activity. Gene Ontology annotation, cellular component: membrane. Lineage: Eukaryota; Viridiplantae; Streptophyta; Magnoliopsida; Fabales; Fabaceae. Gene Ontology annotation, biological process: transmembrane transport. The record is from RefSeq and is a predicted model, not a curated record.
ACUUCUCUCUUUUAUAUGUUUUUCUUCUUUCUUCUUCUUCCUUUUUUUUUUAUGAAUAACAUGCAAAUUUAGUCUUUUUACCGUGUUUUCUCAUCAGUUUGUCAUGGAAACUUUAGUUUCUGAAGUAUUUAUGUAGUGUGUUGAUGUUCUUGUUCCUCUUUAAUUCCACUCUUCUUCUUGUGUGAAGCAUCUUAAUAUAUAUGUAACUUUUGUGGUUGUUAUGUGUUCAUUUUUCUUCCUUACACCGAUAAUGUUAUCCAUGAAAGUAAAUAAUGUGGAAGAUUAAAUGGAGAAAAAAAAAAUCCGUUAUCAAAUUUAUUAAAGAAACAAUUGUCAUGGAGAAAAUCAGAAGUUUUAAUUAGAUUUUGUUCUUUCCAUUUCUUAUAAUAUAGAAAAUAUGUAAAGGCUAUGUUUCCUAAUUGAGCUAAACUAUAUAUUUCAGAUAGCAAAGCCAUGAUGAUGAUCUUUUUGCCUUAAAUUCUUGUUUUCUUCUUCUUCUGCUUCUUCUCUUUUGAUCUUCCAACAAUUGAAGUUUUCAUUAUCAGUGCACUGAUCUUUCUUUCUGGAAAAUGGUUGGCUUUGGCAAGAAGUUGAGAGAAUCACAAAUUCAAGAAUGGAAAGGGUAUUACUUCAACUACAAAUUGAUGAAGAAGAAAGUAAAGAGAUACUUAGAACAAAUGGAGGUUGGAGCACAAAACCGCCACAAUGUUCUCAGAGACUUCUCAGUGCUGCUAGACACUCAGAUAGAAAAGAUUGUUCUAUUUCUGCUUGAACAACAAGGAGUUUUAGCACACAGGCUGUGUGAUCUUGCACAAGAGCACCACAGUCUCUUACAGCAGCCGAAUAAUUCAAACAUCUCUGAACUCCAAGAAGCAUACAGAGAAGUCGGCCGAGAUCUUCUGCGACUUCUUCAUUUUCUAGAAAUGAAUGCAAUUGGUCUGAGAAAGAUCUUGAAGAAGUUUGACAAACGGCUUGGCUAUAAAUUCACAGACUAUUACGUGAAGACGCGCGCAAAUCAUCCUUAUUCGCAGUUAAGGCAGGUUUUCAGGCAUGUGGGUAUUGGGGCUGUUGUCGGAGUCUUAUCUCAUAGCUUUGCAGAUCUUCAUGAUUUAAAACUAUGUCAAGGAAGCUACAUUUCUAUAUAUGAUCAACCUUCCUAUACUCAUCAAGAUCCAAUUCUUGAGUCCAUCAAAUUGGCAGUGGACAGAUUAUCAAACUCAACAAGCUUCCUUCAGUUCUUGGGAAGGCGCGCUUUUAUCGUGCAAAACGAGCAGCUACCAUCUUCACCUAAAGAUCAAAUCAUCAUGGAUGAUCAAUUUCAUUUCAUGUCACUUCUAUUGAACUUGGCAAACACAUUCUUGUACAUGGUCAAUACAUACAUCAUUGUGCCUACAGCAGAUAACUACUCCUUGAACCUUGGAGCUGCAGCCUCUGUAUGUGGCGUGGUCAUUGGAUCUAUGGCCGUCGCGCAAGUGUUUUCGUCAGUUUAUUUCAGCGCGUGGUCUAAUAGAUCGUAUCUGAGACCACUGAUAUUCAGUAGCAUUGUUCUUCUAAUUGGUAACACCUUGUAUGCAUUGGCUUAUGACCUGAAUUCAUUACCAGUUCUUUUGAUUGGACGCCUUUUUUGUGGGUUAGGCUCUGCAAGAGCAGUUAAUAGGCGUUACAUCAGCGACUGUGUACCGUCGAAACUUCGGAUGCAGGCUUCGGCAGGCUUUGUUAGCGCGAGCGCUCUAGGAAUGGCAUGCGGUCCUGCACUUGCUUGGUUGUUGCAGAAAGAUUUUAGGAUUUUCAAUCUCACCAUGAACCAGGACACUUUACCUGGUUGGGUUAUGGCUCUUGCAUGGCUUAUAUAUCUUUUAUGGUUGUGGAUUUGUUUCAAGGACCCUACAAACAACAAGAAUGAAGGAAUUCUCGUAUCAUAUCAAUCGAAUAAUGCCGAAAUACAUGUUGCAGUAGAAGAUGAACAAACACAACCAUUGCUGAUGAAUACAGCAGAAUCAAAGCAACAAGAGAAUGAAGAUGAUGAAGAAGAAAACCCUGAUAAAGAAACUCAAAAGCCUAUAACUUCCAUUGUAGCAGCAUACAAGUUACUUACCCCAUCAGUAAAGGUUCAAUUGUAUGUAUAUUUCAUGCUCAAGUAUGCAAUGGAAAUUGUGCUUGCUGAAUCAAGCCUUGUGACUGAGUACUAUUUUAUAUGGUCAACAAGCAAUGUAGCAAUUUUUCUUGCAUGCCUUGGCCUAACUGUGCUUCCUGUUAAUAUAGUUGUUGGAAACUACAUCAGCAACAUUUUUGAGGAAAGACAAGUUCUGUUGGGUUCAGAAAUCAUGGUAUGCAUAGGACUAGUCCUAAGCUUCCAAGCAGUGAUCCCUUAUUCAGUGCCUCAAUAUGUUGGAUCAGCCCUUAUCACAUUUGUAUCUGCUGAGGUUCUUGAAGGAGUAAACCUUUCACUACUAUCAAGAGUGAUGUCAUCAAGGCUUUCACGUGGAACCUUCAAUGGAGGAUUGUUGUCAACAGAAGCUGGAACACUAGCAAGAGUAAUUGCAGAUGGAACCAUAACUAUCGCUGGCUAUUUUGGUCAAAGUCAACUCCUCAAUACCACUUUACUCCCUGCACUCUUCUUCUGCAUCUCUUCCAUUCUUGCUACUUGCUACACUUACAACUCUCUUUAUUAGUUAGUUAAUUAAUUAUCCUCCUCUUUUUAAUUAGAACUUCAAUUUGUAUAUAUUCACCUUCUUUUUUAGCAUAUUAAC